This is a messenger RNA of Amphimedon queenslandica, 1858 nucleotides long. RefSeq names its product protein brambleberry-like. The record is from RefSeq and is a predicted model, not a curated record. The transcript has 7 exons. Bases 110 to 1750 code for a protein of 546 amino acids. Lineage: Eukaryota; Metazoa; Porifera; Demospongiae; Haplosclerida; Niphatidae.
UUACUCUGCACAAAUAGGCGUGGCUUGAUGGCGCCAGAAUUUAAAUUUGGCCUUGAAAUUUAGUUGUAACUAUUUUGCCUUUUGUUCGUUCUCCUCUUGUUUUACAGCCAUGCAGUUAAGUCUAAUAAUCACAAUCUUUCUCUUUUUGGGCCAGACUCGCUCCUGGUGGCCAUUUUCUGAAGAGGAAGAGAGAAAGAAGGAGGAUUUGGGCCCUGGACACAAACCACAAGUAGAAUUUGACGAAGAAACUGUUAGACUGGCUCGUUUUGAGAGUGUCUCCUUGCAAAUUGAGCAAAAGUUUCUCGACGAAGCAAAACAGCUCCUUGGGGUAUCUCCUUUACAGAAAUGCCAACACAGGGUAAUGAUGCUCCUAAACAAUACGUGUCACGAUAUGGAUGAUGAGGAACAUGCUAAGUUGAGUGUGAGACUCAUGAACUGCCAAUCACAAGCAGAGGGACGUCCCACCUUUAAAUGUACAGAAGAAAUGAGUAUAGCAGACUGUACCAGAGGAAUGGACCCUGAUACCUGGACUACCUAUCACAUCAUUAGUAACAGAGCGAGGGCACUCUGUUAUGUGAGGGCACAGCAGCAGUUUAGAAUACAAACUGAACUAGUUGUCAAUCGGUUAAAGAGUGUCACUUUGCAGCACCUCAAAGAUGCUGAAUCUUUAGCUCAAAUCAAUGAAAAGUUACGUGAAGAGACUAAUGAUGCAUUAACUGAUUUAAAGAGAGGACAAGUUGACAUAUUGGAGCAUCAGACCAACAUUAAGACUUCACAGGAAGUCCUCAACUCUUUUAUGCAAGGAAACAUUAACACUGUCUCUGGCAUGGGGACACUGUUGAAAAAAAGAUCAGAAGAAUUGCAAAAUGUCACGGAUAAACUUCACAAGCAUAUAGAUUUAGCACAUUCCAAGUCUGUCCAGCAGGAGAAAGAAAGGCUAAAACUGCAGGAAGCAACCAUCAAAGAAUUGGAUAAACUAAACAAAAAUGUGAAGGAAGUCUGGAAUGGAAUAGAUUCAGUUACACAGGAUUUAUUUAUGAAGUUUAAAGAACUCACUUCUUACCAUCAGAGAGUAAUGACUAACAUGGAAGAGAUGAACACCUCCAUUUCAAACCUCCUCAUUUUAAUAAACACCAUGAACACUGGUCUCACUGAUAAAUUGAGCUAUCUUAAUGAUACUGUAGGCGGCACUCAAGGAUCUCUACAUGUUGUGAUCAGCAUUGCAUCUCAUUUAUCUUUUUUCCUAUUCUGUGUACUUGUUUCUCUGUUCCUGAGGUUACCUUUCAAACCAAGGCUGUGUCUAUUUGUGCUAAUCAUCAGUAAUCUUAUGAUUGAUGUCAAGUUCAUGGUAGGGCUGAGUUUCAUGGAACUAGUCUGGACUUUAGUAGCUGUUAUAAUAGGUUAUUAUGGCUACCAAAGACUCCAUCCUUUUAAGAUUAACCUCAGACAGCAACCAAAGUCCUUACCUCAGAAACAGCAACCCUCUCCUAACCUUCCUCCUCCUCUUCAUCAUAAUGACAUCAUUGAUGAUGAUGAGCUAUCUGAUGAUUCCAGUGAAACCCCAUUACCCUCUUUCCCUCCUCCUUCAUCUCCGCUAAGACCAGCUGUUACUUUAACUCCUCAGAGAUUCUCUUCUGUCGGUAGCCACAGAAAUAUGAAAUGCUCCUCUCUAACUCGCUCCGGGUUACCGUGCCAACUGAAUGCUCUCCCUCCUUCCCCUUACUGCCACAGGCACAAGAGAGCAAACUAAAUUAUUGUUGAUAUUAUUAUUUUUAAAUCUGCUCUACUGAAAACUGACCGUGUAUAAAUAUAAUUAUUUUUGACUUCAUCAUCUUUCAAUUGAUAGUCCAUGUCUAAC